Messenger RNA from Funneliformis mosseae, 309 nucleotides. Lineage: Eukaryota; Fungi; Glomeromycota; Glomeromycetes; Glomerales; Glomeraceae. The record is from the annotation of a GenBank genome assembly.
AUGUAUUCGGAAAGCAAUAUAAUCGAAAUGGAAACGUCAUUAAAUUGUGUAGUUCUAAGCGACAAAACUUCUGACAGUCUUGACACUUUCUCGAUUGACUUUUAUAAAAAAAAUGAUAACAAAAUAAUUACCGAGCUUAGAAAUAAGAGUUAUGACUUCGACAAAUUCAAAGUUGAUCAACUCGGGAAUUAUAUCUGUGAUAGGAAUAAUAUUCCCAAUUCUGGUGGAAGCGCAGUAAAACUUUGGAAAGUUAAUAUUGUUGAUGAAGUUGAUAUUAAAGAAAAACUUAAAGAUGAGACUAAUGUUUAA